Messenger RNA from Lolium perenne, 5474 nucleotides. Its product is annotated as phospholipase D alpha 2. NCBI's taxonomy places the organism in Eukaryota, Viridiplantae, Streptophyta, Magnoliopsida, Poales, Poaceae. Gene Ontology annotation, biological process: phospholipid catabolic process. The record is from RefSeq and is a predicted model, not a curated record. Gene Ontology annotation, cellular component: plasma membrane. Gene Ontology annotation, molecular function: D-type glycerophospholipase activity.
UCCCUCGCAGCCGCCGCCGUCCGCCAUCCCCUCCGUCCUCCUCGCGCGUCCCCAGCCUCGCCACCACCUAGCAAAAUUUUUCCCAAUCCCCACAGCCGUCCUCCGCCCCUGCUUCCACGCCACGAGCUCCUCCUCCUCCAUCCCAGAGCGCCCCUUCCCAUCCUGCCCAUUCUCCUCCUCUCUCUCGUCGCCGCCGGCUCAGCCGCCACAUGCCGCGCCAUCUCCUCCCCCACGCCGCUCGUCGGAGGCCGGCGCGGGCGACGGACGGCCGGCCGACCUCUGGAAGGGGCCGCCGGCGCGAGCUAAGGGGCAGCGCGGCUCGUUUCCGCGGAGGCCAACCUCCGGCAGGGGCCGCCGGCGCGGCAGGCAACGGGCGGUGCGGCCGGUCUCCGCGGCGGCGGCGGCUCGAUUGGAAGUCCUCCAUGGUGCCACCGGUGCCGUCCAUGGGCAGCCGGUGCUGGAGACGACGGCGAGGUUUGGCAGCAGUAGGGCACUUCCUUCCUCCCCCGAGCUGCUCGGCUUGGAGUCUGCGGUCGAGCCCCUCUCCUUCAUCAUCUUCUUCGCGUGCGGCAGCCGGCGGAGCUCCACCUUCUUCCUGCCGGCUCCACCUGAUGAUUUCGACCAGCGAAGAAGCCAUAGAGGUCCUUUGUGGUGGAUUCGGUUGAGAUCAUUGUCUUCCUGCAGAUUACCGGCUUGGGUGGAGUUCAAGAGAGUUGACUUGCAUGUACAAUCUUUGGUGCUUCCAGAUUGAUCGUGGUACUGCUAUAGCACCAAUGCUACAAGUUGGGAGGACAUUUCUCUGAAAUCAUGAUGAGAACACUCGGUUAAGCUAUUCACAAAGGUUUAAUUUUGUAACACUGACUUUCCCUCAUACGAUAUUCAUGAGAUACUACUACAAGAUGAAGCUGAUUGUGAAAUUUGUGACUCCCUUUAAGAGAGGUUCAUGUUAAUGGCCGUUUUUCCAUCUGCAAGUAAAUGUGAUAAAUCAAGCGCGGGUCAUGCCGCAAGCUGAUCCCUUAUUUGUUAGUCGUGAGCACAAGUCCCACUGCUAUCUAAACAUCUUCUCCAUAUUAUUUAUUAGUCUCUAGGGAACAAAAUAAAAGGAAGAAUCAACUAUUGUUAUAGAUCUCAUGGGACUUUUGGCACAUGCUGGUUUGAUCCCAUAGUUGCUCCCUUGGGAUUUGGUGGCUGAAAAUACAAGUAAUAUGACAAUGUUGUUGUUUGGGUGAUUCGUUGCUAUUAGAGAGGGAGAUGGGAAGGGGAAGAAGAAAUGGCGAGGGAGGUUAAAGAGGAGACAACAGAUGAAUACAGAUCUGCAAUAAUCAAAAGCUACUCCUUCCAGUGGUGGGGGAAAGUUUGCACAGGAUCUGGCAAUGUUAGUCUGUCCUUUCUCGCCCUUACUCCUUUGAUUUUUUUAUGUGUGAUCUUGCUUUGAUCUCUGUUGGAUGUGUGGAAUAUGCUUUAUAUUUCCUAGGUCCUCAAGCAUUGCCAUGUGGUUUUUGGUGCAUAUAUGCCGAAUCAAGGGUACAAAUAUGGAAACUUUCCAACAAUUAUUUUAUUUGCUUAAUCUUCUGGUGUUAGUUUACUAAGAACAUACGUGUACAUGAUCCUUUGAAUGGAAGGAUAUAUUUGGUUCUCUGAUACCUUCUGCUGCUCUAUCUACCAAAUGAUUAGUUGAACUAUUAAUUAACAGGACAUGACCAAUUAGUUGUUCACUUCAUCAUUGGGUAAACCCAUUAGUUGUUGGCAUGUCGUUGUGGAUUUUCAUUACAUAGAAACUUUGUCUUUACCAUGGACAAAAGAUUUUGGUAUGUAUUGCUUUAUUUUCCUUUUUUAAAGGCCUUCAUUUCUACAUAUAUUUGUUGAUUGCUUACUUGAAAGAAUUAGCAGAGUAUACCUUCUAUACUCCCUCCGUUCCUAUAUAUAAGCCAUAUAGUUUUUUGAGAAAAAUUCCAGAAUAUAAGGUUUAUUGUGUUGCCCUACUUGUAUGUACAAUAUUUUUGGAAAUUUGAUUACGUUUACUUAUCUUAUGCAAAGUCCUCUAUUAGCUCACGACAAUUACUUACGGUUAACCCUAGACAAACAUGGUGUAAUUUUUCCUAAAUAUGUGUUUCUUAAUUUCCGUGCCAGAAAUUAUAUGGCUUAUAUUUAGGACCGGAGGGAGUAUUAUACACACCGCUUGGUAGAUUGUAGCAAUGAGUUGUUUUUGCUUCAUCUAACCGGUCUGUGUUACUUGGCAAUUAUCAGCUCAAAUGGUGUAUUAGCCUAACUAGCUAAUUGUAUGAUCUCUGCUCUCCUUUCUCAUGAUCCCAAUCAAUCAAUAGGAUAGUGGAAAUGGGUGGAGUGGGUUAAUUAUUUGGAUAUUGAAUGACUUUCUACUACAGAAAAUUCAAACAAUUGAUAUUUUACGUUUUCAGAAAAUGUUGGCUAGGGACUGGACUGUGCGCACUUCACCUGUGAUUAUUCUACCUGCUUUGUUCAGCUUUUGUUCCUCGAUUGUGUAUAGAUUAACACAUAUAUAUCCUCACGGCCCAAUCCUGGUUAGGAGUUAGGACGUUUCGUGCACAUCAGUUUCCUUUCCAGUUGCAUGGUAUCUAAGAUGCCACUUUCUAAUGAUUUAUAUGUUUGCUGCUGGAAUUUGUCAUUUUAUCAAAAUAUCCAAUAACAAUACCAAUGUAUGGAUUGUCUAUAUCUGAAAUCUUAUUCCAAGUUGUUUAUUUUUUUGGUAGUAGGACUACUAUUGUUUUACAGUGGGAAGACACAUUUAUUUCUGUCAAACUCAUGCAAGGUAACCUAUCUCGCCUUCUCACAUAAUUUCUAUUGAAAGAAGAGUGAACUUCAGCUUUAUGAAUACGUGUGAAAUGCUUCUGUUUUUAAGGGGGGCAAGUAGAUUUAGUCUUAGAAACAUAAUACACAACACUGAUUAAUCAUAUGUAUUCUCUUUUUAUCAUUGUUUUAUUUUCUACUAAGUAAGUUGUCUUAAUUGGUGUUUUGCAAAUAUCGUAUUAUUAAUAUUUAGGCAUAGUAUCAUAAUUAUCCGUGGUUCGUUUUUUUAAAUCACUAGAUUCAUUUGCCCAGUUAUCGAUUUGUAUAUGUGUGCUUAUUUGCCGGGGAGAGUUGUAUGACCAAAAUUGGAAACACUUACGUUCUGGUGUUUGUAAUAUUUUUCAAUUUCCUCUUACAUUCGUAGAUUAGAAAUAAAGUAAUGGCCUUGGUUUUGAUCUUUUCCUUAAAUCCUCCGAGGAGGAGAGCUUGCAUAUUUAGAUAUAAAGUAAUGGUCUUGGUGUUUUUCUCUCGGGUCAUGAAUCCAUAUUCCUGAAUUCAUUCAUUCAGUUAGUGGCACCAAUUAUUUGACCUAGGAAAUAAUUGAAUAUGAACCUCUUGGUGAUGUCCUUCUCAAUCCAUCAAUAUAUGCAAGGGAUGAUAUUUCCCAUUGGGUUAGGAAAGCUAUUGGUGCCACUAACUGACAGCCAGAUAGUGCUUAUUCACUGAACAUUUUUUUGAGGUACCCAUUCAUCACUACCACUAUCUGGCUGUCAAUUCGCUAUGCAGCCAUGCCUCUCACCCUAGAUGGUACAAGUAGAGGAGAAGAACCCUGAGGUUACAAGGUGCAGAGCUCUUCUGUUACAACCAUUAUAUAUGAGUAUUUAGUGGCCAGUAAAAUAUGUUCUAUGAAAUGAUUGUAAAAGAUGCACAUAUGUGAUGCUCUUAGCAGCGACAAGUUGUUUGAGGAAACACCCAUAAGAGAAUAGAAUGCGACAAGUUAAUAUUAUUAUAUUUUGUAUCAGCUAUGUUUGCUCCAAUGAUCCAAGAAAUGAAUGAACAAUUGGAAUAAAAUAUCCUUGUUUGCUUUCCUUGAAAGUACUAGAGUUUUAGUACAUAAUUUACCAUAUCUAGGUACAGAUCUCAGAUAGGAUGCAAUCAUUGGUUUAUAAAAGGAUUAUAAUCCCAAAUACAAAACUGAAACUAACUGGUGUGUAGCUCCAGUUUUGUGCAACCUGUUUGUGCUUCUACCACGUCGAGGACAUGUAAAGACCAAUUUUUAUUAGAAUUUAUUCAGUAAUUAUACGCAAAAUCAUUUUAAUUUCUUGAGGCACUCUUGAGGGGCAAAUCAAGCAGAAAUAGGGUGGACUGGUGAAGGAAAUCACGUGGGGUGAGCUGCAUGGUAAUUAUGGGGUUUUUACAAGAUUUAUGUGUGAUCUCCAUCCACUAUUUAUUUUGGUUAUCGGUUCUCUUUCUACGUGGGUUAUUCUUCUGAUAGCCUUAAGCAUUAUUUCCACACAAACUAAAUAUUUUGAGGGUAAGACUAAGUUGAAAUCUUGCAGCUGCCACCAAUGGCUCAUUUCAAAGAUUAAUUCAGAGUUACCAUUUACUAUUGCAGCUCAGAUUUCCUAUAUUGUUUCUGAGAUGCACGUUCUCUCUGUUGAGGGCCUGAAAUUUUCUGUCUUCCUAUGACUAGCACCUUUUUCCAUCGGUUAUUCAAUUGUAAAGGUGUGCUACAGGAACGUGUGUCAUGCUCGACCCUGUUGGAUGAUCUGCAACUUCUAAGGUCGACAUUACAAAGCUGUUGCCAUGAGGAUGAAAGAAAGAGAUGCAGCAGAGUUUUGUACAUACGUCUUUCACUAGCUAUGUUGUGGUGCCAAUGUGGCCGGAAGGUGCUCCUGAAAGUGACUCUGUUCAGGCAAUACUAGACUGGCAGAGAAGGACGAUGGACAUGAUGUACUACGACAUCGCCAUUGCACUUGAGGGCAAGGGGAUCGACGCGAACCCCAAGGAUUACCUCACCUUCUUAUGCUUAGGGAACAGGGAGGUGAAGAGGAGCGGUGAGUAUGAACCUGUAGGUUGCCCAUUGGAUGGAUCAGCCUAUGAAAUGGCACAAAAGGCUCGGCGGUUCAUGAUCUAUGUUCACUCCAAGAUGAUGAUAGUUGAUGACGAGUACAUCAUCGUUGGAUCUGCCAACAUCAACCAGCGGUCAAUGGACAGGGGCGGGGACAUCGAAAUCGCCAUGGGCUCAUUCCAGCCGCACCACCUAAACACCAAAGGCCAGGUUGCCAGAAGGCAGGUCCAUGGUUUCCGGAUGUCGCUGUGGUAUGAGCACCUAGGCAUGCUGCACAACGAUUUCCUCAACCCGGGGAGCCUGGAGUGCGUCCGGAGGGUGAACAAGAUGGCAGACAAGUACUGGGACCUCUGCGCCAGUGAUGAGCGGAACGACGAUCUCCCCGGGAACCUCCUCACCUACCCGGUCAUCGCGACGAAGGAUGGCACCGUGACAGAAGUACUUUUAAUAGACUUAUUCAUCUUUCUCUUUCAGAAUCGGCUAGAACAGGAGCUAGCGACGCCUGUAUAAUUUGUAUCAUUUAAAUACCAUGUUACUCUUCAUUGAAAAACACUUUACAUAAGCCUUACAACGCUGUCUCAUCAUAUUGAGUGUAUCUAAGUGCAUGUUAUUGAUGUAGGGCUGAAUGAGUGGCUGA